Populus nigra (black poplar) is the source of this 2158-nucleotide messenger RNA. RefSeq names its product L-ascorbate oxidase homolog. Gene Ontology annotation, molecular function: copper ion binding; oxidoreductase activity. The transcript has 8 exons. Lineage: Eukaryota; Viridiplantae; Streptophyta; Magnoliopsida; Malpighiales; Salicaceae. The coding region runs from base 180 to 1823 and encodes 547 amino acids. The record is from RefSeq and is a predicted model, not a curated record.
CCGCACUUAAAAUAUUGCGCCAUCCCUCGUCAUUUACAGCCUCCUUCCCAAGAAACUAACCUCACUCCCUCCUCCUUAAAGUCUUCCUCUCUUUCACACUCUUCUUUCCAUAUUCAGCUCGACUCCGAAAACAGGCAGACGAAAGAAGUCUUAAUAACGCCUUGUCAUUUGGCUACAAAAUGCCGCUCAACUUAGCGGGAAAAACUGCAGUACUCUGCACAUUUUUGUGCGUCUCAGUUUCUAUUAUUUCCAUUGUUAAAGCUGAAGAUCCUUACAGGUUCUUCGAUUGGAAUGUUACUUAUGGUUUCAUCUACCCUCUUGGUGUUCGUCAACAGGGUAUUCUCAUCAAUGGUCAAUUCCCAGGACCUGACAUUCACUCUGUGACUAAUGACAACCUUAUUAUCAAUGUCUAUAACAGCUUAGAUGAGCCUUUCCUCCUCUCUUGGAAUGGAAUUCAACAGAGGAGAAACUCAUAUGAGGAUGGUGUCAUGGGGACCACGUGCCCGAUUCCUCCGGGAAAGAACUUUACAUAUAUUCUCCAGGUCAAGGAUCAGAUAGGAAGUUUCUACUACUUCCCAUCUCUUGGAUUCCACAAGGCUGCUGGUGGUUUUGGAGGAAUCAGAAUCCUCAGUCGGCCUCGAAUCCCCGUUCCUUUCGAUGAUCCUGCUGGUGACUACACCAUUCUUAUUGGAGAUUGGUACUUGUCCAACCACACGGACUUGAAGGCUGUAUUGGACGGGGGCAGGAAGCUACCAUUCCCUGAUGGAAUCCUCAUUAAUGGUCGUGGACGCAAUGGCUAUUAUCUUACUGUGGAACAAGGAAAAACUUACAGGUUGAGAAUAUCAAAUGUUGGGUUGCAAAAUUCCCUUAACUUCAGGAUCCAAAACCACAAAAUGAAGCUGGUCGAAGUGGAAGGAACGCACACUCUCCAAACUACCUACUCGUCUCUCGACGUUCAUGUUGGCCAGUCUUAUUCUGUUCUAUUUACUGCUGACCAACCUGGCCAAGACUAUUAUAUUGUGGUUACUUCACGGUUCACCUCUACAGUUCUCAACACCACUGGUAUUCUACAUUAUAGCAACUCUGCUGGUGCAGUCUCUGGCCCAUUCCCUGGUGGACCAACCAUCGAAGUUGACUGGUCACUGAACCAGGCUCGCUCUAUCAGGACUAAUCUUACUGCAAGUGGACCAAGGCCAAAUCCACAAGGCUCAUACCACUAUGGAAUGAUCAACACUACCAGAACUAUCAUAGUGGCAAAUUCAGCUGGUCAAGUCAAUGGCAAGCAGAGAUAUGGAGUCAAUAGUGUGUCCUUUAUCGCACCAGACACUCCCAUGAAGAUUGCAGACUACUUCAAAAUUCAGGGAGUUUUCAAGGAGAACGGCAUAACCGACAGACCUUAUGGUGGAGGGUUGUACCUGGACACAGCAGUUUUGACCGUUCCUUAUAGAGCAUAUGUGGAAAUUGUAUUCCAAAACGAUGAGGACAUUUUGCAGAGCUGGCAUCUUGAUGGAUACAGUUUCUUUGUUGUCGGCAUGGAUGGUGGACAGUGGACAACAGCUAGCAGGGACCAGUACAAUCUUCGCGACGCAGUUGCUAGAUGCACUACUCAGGUGUAUCCCAAAGCAUGGACUGCUAUAUAUAUUCCACUCGACAAUGUGGGGAUGUGGAACUUGAGGACAGAAUUUUGGGCACGUCAAUAUCUUGGACAACAAUUUUACUUGCGAGUUUAUACUGAUUCAACUUCACUCAGAGACGAAUUCCCUAUUCCAAAGAAUGCACUUCUUUGUGGUAGGGCAAGUGGUCGACGCACCCGACCUCUGUAAGCUAGUGCAUCACCGAAGGAGCCACCAAUUCAGCCGGGAAGUAUGCCUAGUUUUUGAGGAUAAAAAGUAGAGCCUUGCAUCUCAUCUUUGCUUGUGGGUGCUUUACUUAGGCUAAGUAUUGAAUGAGAAGCUUGUACGAGUAGAAUUCCUAAUGAUCUCAGCUCGAGGUCACAUUCUUUUCCAUUGAUGAUUGUAUUUUCUUCUAUAUUAAUUAAGUUUUUAUACAUUAUUUAUAGUCAUAUAAAGCCAGCUAAUUCUCGAAGCUGGCUUGGGUAAUUAAUGUUUGUAUCAUGCAGUAUAUCAGUUCACUUAUAAGUGUUUGAUCUCUUCUCUAA